Molecule: messenger RNA, 2411 nt
Organism: Chara braunii
Lineage: Eukaryota; Viridiplantae; Streptophyta; Charophyceae; Charales; Characeae
Source: the annotation of a GenBank genome assembly
GCGUGCUAGGAGACUGGAUGACUACUCGAGUAGCCCUCGCUAUGAGCCUGACGGGGGUAGAGGCGACUCUCGAGGCCGGUGGGAGUCGGAUCAGGGCCGGCGAGACGGAGGGAUGGUAGAUAUGCGAGAUCGGACCGAGAUGGACAUAGGGACGACAGAUAUGAGAGGACAGAUCGAGAUGGAUACAGAGGUGGCGGAUAUGAGAGAGGAGAUCGACCCGAUGAUUCACGCGGGCGAUACGACCAAGGAGACCGACGAGAUGAUUCACGUGGGCGGUACGACCGAGGGGACCGACGUGAUGAUUCACGUGGGCGAUACGACCGAGGAGACCGACAUGAUGAUUCACGCGGGCGAUACCAACACGGAGACCGCCGCAAUGAUUCGGGGGGCAAGAAUGAGAGAGGGGGAUACGGCACGUCCUCUGAUCCGUAUCCGAAGUCCCCUGACUUCAGAGCAGCGAGAGGUUCGACCUCCAGAGGCACGAACGACAGGCCACCCACCCCCAGGAACUCUUGCGUCUACUGACGGACAACGGAUCGAUGGAGAGGAGGUUAUCCUUUCGCCGCGGAAGCGGGGAGUGAAGAAGUUCUUGAUGAAGAGUUCGUUGGACGAGAUUGACACGGUCGAGCCACUGAGGCGGGCCCUUCGGCAGCCCAUGCAGUGCUCUAUUCUGGAGUACCUGGCGGCAUCGAAGCCGGCUCACGAUGAGUUACAGAUGAUCACGCGGAAGACUUGCAUACCUCUAUCAGAGGAGGCUCAGGGGGGUCCUAAGACGGAAGCUCCUACAGUGGCAGUAACGGGAGUGACUUCCAGAGCAGAUCGCAUGGCGACAGUCCUUCUUGAUGGGAUGGAAGGUGUGCCUCCAGACAAGUUUUACAUACUUGGUAGUGGGGCCGUAAAGGCGAUCAUAAAUGACGGAGCGGUACUAGAUGCUGUGAUCGAUAACGGCAGUGAGGUUGUCAUUAUAGACGAGGAUCUGGCAGUGCAGGUUGGACUGGGCCUCGAUAGGUCAUACCUAUUCGAGAUAGAGACGGCUGAUGGGAGAAAGCAACAGAUCACUGGGGUUUGUCACAAGGCAGCCUUAGAGGUCCAAGGGGUGCGAGUAACCCUGCCUGUCUUUGCAGUCAAGAACUGCAGCUCCGAUCUGCUCUUGGGACAAACGUGGUUGAGCCACGUGCAUGCGGUGACGUUAGAGCGACCGGAUGGGAGCCAGACAUUGUCCAUUAAGAAGCUAGAUGGGACGCGGGUUAUGAUUGAGACAGUGGAGCCUCGGGACCCGAGGAACAGAGCAGAUCUCGCUGUGGGUGCAAGACUAAGUGAUCAGAUUAAGUCAUUACCUAUCUCCGGCCGCGCGGUGCGAUUUUGCGAGAAGAAGUAUGGACCACUGCUCACAGAGAAAGAAGGUCGGAUCGAGCGAGAACGUGUGAUAGAGGUCCUAAAGACGUGCGAUAAGGCUAUAGCCUUCAGCGACGCGGAGUGUGGUAAGGUUGAACCUCGAUACGCAAAGCCAGCAAGGAUUUAUAUGAUUCCACAUAUUCCUUGGAAUGACGCAGGAUGGAAAUACGCCCAGAAGGAGAAGGAAGAAGUUAUCGCUUUCCUGAAAGAAAAAAUGGUUUCCCAUGUUGCGGAGCCGUAUGAUAGCGCCUAUGCUAAUCGAUGGUUCUUCCUACGAAAACCGAAUGGCAAGAUCCAAUGGAUCCAGGACCUUCAGAAGGUCAACGCGGUGACGAUACGAGACGUGGGCUCAGUGCCACACACCGACUUACUGGCCGAAGGUGCCGCAGACAGGUCGAUUUAUUCGGUCUAUGAUCUGUUCUCAGGCUAUGAUGAGGUAUCGCUUGAUCCUAGUGACAGGCACCUCACGGCUAUGCACAUGCCAUUGGGACUGAUACAGAUGAUGGUUGUCCCUAUGGGUUGGACUAAUAGGGUAGCUGUUUUCCAGAGAUCCAUGGUAGCUGUCCUCAAGGACUUCAUCCCUGAUAAGGUUGAAGUUUUUCUGAAUGACUUUCCUAUAAAAGGGUCAGUAAACAAGGAUGAGACAGAGGUUGCACCAGGAAUUAGAAGAUUCGUCGACCAACACCUAACAGAUAUUUGCGUGGUACUCGAGCAGCUGGACGAUGCGAAUUUAACGACAAAGAGCAGAUGGGUCGUCUCGACUAUUAAGAUCUUGGGCUUUAUUGUGACUCGAGGGGACGCCGAGCAGAUCCGGCGAAGCUAGACAAACUUCAGAACUGACCGUCACCGUUACAUAGUCCAACCGAGGUCCGACAGUUUCUGGGAGUUGUCGGUUACUGGCAUAUAUUCAUACGAGGGUAUGCGGAGAAGGUUGAGCCAUUGAGGUUACUCCUUCGAAAGACUGAAAAAUUCUAUUGGGAUUCCUCGCAGGAACUCGCUAUGCAAGAGCUUAAAGA